AUGGGGCUCAUCGAUUUGGGAAAAGAGUCGGACCCGAUUCUGACCCGUUUGGUGGACGAGGAUAAGGUCAUUUGGUACAAGAAGAGAAACCUGAGAUUGUUGUAUCUUUUGCUCUACCCCACGUGCAUGGGCAUUGAGAUCACAUCCGGAUUCGAUUCUCAAUUGAUCAAUGGCGUGCAGUUCUUGCCCCCCUGGCUCAAAUAUUUCGGUCAUCCCGCCAUCGAUGUGAAAGGAAAGGACACAUGGAUGGUUGACGCCCCUUUGUUGGGAAUGGUGGCAUCUGCCUACAGUUUGGGCGCUAUUCUUAUGGUUCCUGUGGUGCCGUGGGCAGCACAGGCAUUCGGUCGACGAUGGUCUAUCUUUCUGGGUUCAGCGCUUCAAUGCGUAGGCGCCAUCAUCCAAGGGUUUUCAACUCACGUUGCAAUGUACAUCAUUGCUAGAAUGAUCCUUGGUGCUGGUAUCAUCUUCUGUAUUGUCUCCGGCUCCGCUAUGUUGGGCGAGCUCUCAUACCCUAAGGAACGGCCAAUGAUGACUUCUAUGUUCAACGCAUCCUACUUUGUGGGCUCGCUCAUAGCUUCUGGGAUUGUGGUUCGGACAUCUACGAUUCUGAAUGACUGGUCAUGGCGAAUUCCGUCAUUGCUUCAAUGCUGCCCGUCUCUCCUGCAAAUGGGUCUAGUCUUCUUCCUCCCUGAAAGUCCUAGAUACUUGAUUAGUAAAGACCGCCGCGACGAGGCCUUUGAUAUCUUAGUCCAUUACCAUGCUGAAGGAGACCGUGAUUCCCUCUUUGUCAAGGCCGAGAUGUCUCAAAUCGAGACUACCAUCGCACUGGAGUUGGAAGCUGCGAAGUUGUCCUGGUGGGAUAUGGUCAGAAGCCCUGGUAUGCGACGCAGAACGUUCAUUGCAUCAGCAAUGGGUUUGUAUACCCAAUGGUCUGGAAAUACAUUGAUCUCAUUCUAUCUUGCAAAGAUUCUCGAGCUCAUUGGAUAUACGGACGUCCACACCAAGACCAUGAUCAACCUCGGAAACACCGCAUGGAGUUUCAUUAACGGCACUGCUAUUGCCCUCAUCGCCCCGCGCUUCAAGCGCCGCACUAUGUUCUUGACUGGUGCAUGCGGUAUGUUGGCUGUCUACGUCGGUUGGACCGUCGCCCAACAGCGAGCCCUCGUCGCAAUCGAGAACAAGAGCCAAAACAAAGGCGCCGGUAUUGCUGUCCUCUUCUUCAUCUACAUGUACUCCGUCUGGUACAACAUUGGAAACAAUGCCCUGACCUACACAUACCUUAUCGAGCUAUUCCCCUACGCCGAACGCUCCCGUGGUAUCUCCAUCGAACAAUUCUUCGGUCGCGGCGCCGCCUUCUUCACCAACUUCGUCAACCCCAUCGGUAUCGAUGGCGCUGGCUGGAAGUACCUCAUCAUGUAUAUCGCGCUUAUCCUCUGUGAAAUCGCGACCAUCUACUUCUUCUACCCCGAGACCCAGGGGCGAACUUUGGAGGAAUUGGCCUUCUUGUUCGAGGACCAAGCCAUCGCUGAUAAGGCUACCACUGCUGUUGAGAAGACUAUCCAUUUUGGAAGCCCAGAUGACAGACGCGUUGGCGAGCCAGGGAUUGAGGUCGAGCAUAUUAGCGAGGCCGUACCCGCGGAGAAGUCUGAGAAGUGA
Molecule: messenger RNA, 1656 nt
Organism: Venustampulla echinocandica
Lineage: Eukaryota; Fungi; Ascomycota; Leotiomycetes; Helotiales; Pleuroascaceae
Exons: 8
Coding region: 1-1656 (551 amino acids)
Biological process (GO): carbohydrate transport; transmembrane transport
Cellular component (GO): membrane
Molecular function (GO): carbohydrate:proton symporter activity
Source: RefSeq, a predicted model, not a curated record